This is a messenger RNA of Verruconis gallopava, 1139 nucleotides long. RefSeq lists its product as uncharacterized. The record is from RefSeq and is a predicted model, not a curated record. The transcript has 3 exons. The coding region runs from base 518 to 1042 and encodes 174 amino acids. NCBI's taxonomy places the organism in Eukaryota, Fungi, Ascomycota, Dothideomycetes, Venturiales, Sympoventuriaceae.
GCUUACGCUAUCCUAUUUCCUUUAAUUUUUUUUUAAUUUACAUAUUUAUUUCAACCUCUUCGCGAGAAGAGGAUCUGUACCUUUGUAGCCCUCGCGGGCUAUCGGCGCCUGUCCAAUAAGCUUGGCAGGUCUCGUGAGGUUUGAAGCUGAGCAAAGCGCCCAUUGGACGGGUCAAUUCAUCCAGAGUUAGACCUUGCAUCGUAUACGGAUUGUUUCCCUCGGCACGGAACACAGGUCAUCAAAGCCCAAUUGCAUAGGCUGGACCUUUUCAGCGUCGUCGUGAGGUGUUUUCAUAGUGCUUGCACAAUCGCCGCAUUAUCUAACAGGUGACAUCCCCUGGUUAACGCGUUUCUCAUCGAAUCACUCAGGUAUGACGCAGUCAUCGCGCAAUUAGAGCUCCUUCAAGCUAGGCGACCAACGUGGUUUUGACUGUUCUCUCAAAUGCAGGUACCAGACUUGCAGAGCCUUGGAUUCUCCUUAGAUUUUGCGACACUUCGGUAAACAAGCAUCUCCAGACAUGGACCCCACAAGGACGUCCCGGCGCACGUUCACGUCGUCUUUAACUUCGCAUCCCGUACCUGACGACGCAGAUCCGCAGUACAAGAGCCUUGCUGAGGCACUGCGUCGAUUGCUUACGCUGCUUAUCAAUCAUCCGGCCAUGUCCAAGAACAUCGAUCAAACUUAUUCCACCCCAGCUGCCAGUAAAAAUAAAGUUUACUUCAUGUGGGACUUUGUAGGCCGAACUCUGGCCAUGCUAUUUGGACUGCCGCCCUCGAUGCCGGGACGGCCAGCGCCGCCGCCUCAAACCAUUUCCACGCCUGAAGGGGCGGAGGCAUGGAAGGAGAAGCAGAAGCAAGGUUGGACAGAAGUCAUGCAAAGAGCGUUGUACGCAAGGGAAUUAAUUUUGGAUGAAGGAGGCAAGCUAGAUGCUAUGAUGAAUGUGAGCUACGGAGAUGGGAGCGGCGUUGAGAAGGCAGACUUUGGAGAUGAGGUCCUGAACGCGAGCAGAGCGAUCAUGGAGCACGACCGUGGGAAUGUGUAAGCGGAAAAUGCGUUUCAAAUCUAGCUCCGAGAACAAAGGUUGAAGUCCUUCUUCAUAGUGCUGUGGCAAAAAACAAUCCUAAUUCAUCCCCUUUUCA